Messenger RNA from Sus scrofa (pig), 2606 nucleotides. It is a transcript of the gene RSPH14, whose product is annotated as radial spoke head 14 homolog. Gene Ontology annotation, molecular function: protein binding. Lineage: Eukaryota; Metazoa; Chordata; Mammalia; Artiodactyla; Suidae. The record is from RefSeq and is a predicted model, not a curated record.
CAGUGGGAAUUCCAAGACAAAUUUUUUUUUUUUUUAAAGACUGUAACCAAGUCUUGAGGGGACUGGGGGUUCCAGCUGUGAGAAUACACUUGAUUCAGCUCCAUGAUUUCCCAGGCAAGGAAACGAAGGCUCUCACAUUCCAAAGGAUUUGCCUAGCAAAUCAGAACUAGAAUUGGAACCUGGAUUUCCUGAUUCCCAGGCCAGUGCACUCCACAUUACCUCUGUAAAAAAGCUAGGAUGUUCCGGGUUAGAGAGACCCUUACUGACUUGGUCCUUUGAAGGAUAGCAGCAGGGGCAGAUUUCUGUGCCACACAUGGGACGCACCCCACACAGAUCAAAGUUAAUGACCUUCAUUUCAGACCUGAGGGCUGGUGUCUCUGUUAGUGAGCUGCACUGCUUAGGGCUCAGGCCUUCAGUGUGAACUUCCAACUGAGUUGCUCAACUUCCUCCUGUACCUCAGUUUACUCUGCUAUAAAAUGGACUAUGUACUUCAAGAGUUUGCUCUGGUGCUCACACGACAUGGUGAAAGUGCUUUGAUUAUGAAGCUUGAUUCAAAUCCAUUAACCAUUCACUUCUACACUUACUGAAAGCCUCCUGGUAGACUCCUGGCACUGGAGGGGCAAGUAACCAGGACUGACAUGACCUCCACCCUGAGGAAAGUCUGCUGGGGGAAACAGAGUAUUAGAAGAGGAAAGUGUGUCAACGGGGCAGUUAAACUAUGGGGUCACUCACUGCUUUGGAGUUGGGAAGAUGGACUUCAGGGAGGAAGAAGACGCUGAGGACAGGAAGUGUUAGAGGUAGCCCAGCUGCAGGAAAGAGUGGGCCACUGGAGGAAUUUAGAGAGAACCCAGCCACCGCCCAGGGCCUCGAGUGCUGGGCCAGGGGUCUGGACUCUGUCCUGAGACCAGUGGGGAGCCCUGGGAGGGUGUUAUGUAGGCAAGUGGCUGGGUCUGGCUUGCUUUCAACAACAACUUCUCAGGCCAGUACUGCCGGGUGUCCACUGUAGGGACUGACCUGUGUCGUUACCAGUCAGUCGGCCUGCCAAGGAAAGAGCCCGGGCCAGGGCCAAAAAGCCGCGAGAUCAGGCCUGUGUGAUUCCUGGGAAGCUACUGAACCUCUUUUAAGUUCUCGCCUGUACAAUGGAGAAUGCUAACACUUCAGAGGUUUACUCUGAGGGGGAAGGACAUGCCACGUGUCCAGUACAGAGAAAGGCGCACAGAGUCACUGCCCUUACCUUCGGUACUAUGGGCAAAGCCCAGCUGCCUUUGCUGCUCACAGUAACCCUGUAAAGAAUCACCACUUCCCACCUUACAGCCGGUCCUGGCUCAGGGCUGUUUGCGCCUGCGCAGUGCAGAGUAAGCGGACCGCUGAGGCGGACGCCGCCUGGGGUCGCCUGGCAACGUCGCCUGGCAACGGGCCGGCACUACACCAAGGCACCGAGCAGAGCAGAGCACCGAGGCAGUCAGUGGUUUCCGCAGAGCUUCAUUUCGAAAGCCACGGGGUCACCCGCACAGGCGUGGGAAGAUGGCGGACGCCCGGAUCUCCAUGUACCUGCCCCCCGACAUCAACCCCACCCAGGCUGCCAUUGCCUAUGGCUGCCGGGCGCUGCCCAAGCUGAACGAGGAGCUGCAGUCAGAGGACCUGGUGACAAGGCAGAAAGCUCUCAUGGCUUUGUGUGGCCUCAUGCAUGACCCCGAGCAUGUCUACAUGGCCAUCCACAUAGGCUGCCUGGAGAACCUGAAAGCUUUGCUGAAGGAUACCAAUGACAUGGUGCGGAUCAAGACUACUGAGGUGCUCUACAUCAUGGCCACCCACAACGUGGGCAGAGUCGGCUUUCUAGAGCAUGACGUCAUCCGUGCCCUUUCCUUCCUGCUGAACGACCCCCAGUCGCUCUGCCGAGAGAACCUGCACCUGGCAUUCAAGCACCUGGCCCAGCUGCCCACAGGGGCCCAGGGCAUUGUCAGCAGCGGCCUGAUCCCCUCACUUGUGUGGAAGCUGCAGCGGGAAGAGGAAGGGGUGCAGGAGCUCCUUCUGGACACACUGGCUGCCUGCCUGAUGGAGGAUGCCACUGAGGCGCUGGCCAGCCGCGCAGUGCCCUUCCUGAAGGAGAAACUCCUGAGCGCCAACAGCAACAUCCGCAGCAAGGCCGCCGGCACACUCAUCGCCAUCAGCAUCCCUCUGGAGGGCAAGAACCAGGUGUGGAAGCAUGACGUCAUCCCCAUCCUGGUGCACCUGCUGAGAGACAAGGUGGCGGAGGUGCAGGCCAACGUGGCGGGGGCCCUCAUGAAUGCCACAGUGACUACAGAGGGGAAGUAUGCAGCCCUCAAUGCAGAAGCCAUUCAUCCACUGCUGCAGCUGCUGUGCUCGUCCUUGAGCAAGGCGCGCCUGAAUGCCAUCAAGGCCCUGACCAUGCUGGCCGAGGCCCCUGAGGGCCGCAAGCUCCUGCAGGCCCACGUGCCCACCUUCCGGGCCCUUGAGAAGGAUACCAGUGCAGCCGUGAAGCAGGCAGCCCAGAUUGCCAUCAAAGUCAUUGAGUGGAAACCCUGAGCCUCUUUUCUGGCCAACCUGCUGACCCCACACCUGAAUAAAUGCAGUGAAUCUCUUUA